UCUUGGCAUACUUCACACCGGAAACAGUAUUUCGUCAUUUUGGCGCGUGAAGUGUAUUUUCUUGCUGCGGCCAACUUUAUCUCCAUAUGAAUCAUCAGUUGUUUUAUUAAAUGUAGAUCAUACGACAGAAAGCCUUACCGUUAUCACAGUGUUGUCCAAUCGUCCUUUACUCUUUGCAGAUGACUGUUUAAGCUAUUUAAAGUUUUUUUUUGUUGUUGUAAUUUUAGAAAUCAAGUUAACGAUUUGCAAAACAUCAGAGUUGUUUGUUUUCAGGACGGACAAGACAAUGAAAACAACAACUAACUCCAUGGAUAAAGAUGCACCUCUACCCCUGUCAGCGCUGCAGAUUAUAGCUCCACCACUGCGGCUGAUGUCUGCAGCCAUGUGGAAGGUGAUGGUGAAGAGGGAAGUGGUGUAUUAUGGGAAACUGGAGGAGAUCGUAACAUCACUCUGUGAGACUGUACCUGGGUUGCUCCAUUACAGACAUCAGGCCAGGCUGACAAUGGGUUUGCGGGCACUGAUGAUCUUAGAGGAGCUUCGUCAGUCUGAUCCUCCUGAUGCUCAGCAUGUUCUUGAGGAGCUGCACAAGCUGCAGGUUUCCUCCAAUCUCAACGGAAGGAGAAAGGAUCAAAAGGUGGAGGAAGCUAAAGACAACUUCCAAACCCUGGUGCAAUCUCUCCUGAAGAACACAGCAGCCAGAAAACAAUUCUUCAAGGAGGAAUUCCAUCUUCACUAUGGAGAAAACUAUGCGGCCAGUUUAGAGAAGCUAAUGUGGGAGUUUAUAAUCCGAGUGGAUAAGCUAUUACCUGUUCCAGAUCUGGCUCAGACAGUCUCAUGGCUCAGUGGUGCCCCUGCUGUUCUGGAGGAGUGCGCGCGCUCUGCCUCGCAGCCCCAACUCCUCAGGACUCUGCUGCAGCACGAAAGAUGCGUCGGACACCUCGGCUCAGCAUCUCUUCUGUCAUCCACUGGUGACGUGAUCCUGACUUCUCUUUCCCUCCCUCUUUCGGGUAGAGUGCUGCAGACUAUUCAGUCAGAACCCACUUCCACAUCCAACAGAGUCACAACUCCGGCCAGAGCCACUCGCAGAACAGCAAAAGAAGCCCAGUCACAGGUCACACCUGUGAUUGGGUCCAUUUCCAAUGACGAUCUCCAAAAAAACAAUGAGAAAGUAGCAUCCAGUUUGGGACAAGAAGUCAAAUCGUCUUCGGAUAUAUCCAGAAAUACCAGGAGCAAACUAAGUUUAUGUUCUAAAAAACAGAUUUUAGAGAAGGAUCCAGAACAGGACAAUUUUGUCGGGAAUAUGUUGGUCACAGUGAUCAGUCAGUCAUCUAGCAGUGAAGUAGAAGAGGAGGAGGAGGAAGAGGGCAGCAACAAAGAGGAGGAGAGUAAUGAGAGGGCAAACAAACUACCCAAAAAGACUGGAGUUAAGAACAUAAAUGAAGAAAGAGGUGGUAAUGUUGCCAGGAAAUGCUCCACCAAGAGAAACUUUGAGGCCAUCGAGUCACAGGAAGAAGCACUCCGCAUUUCCUGUGUGAAGCGUCAACUGAGAGUCGUCCUUCCCAGAUUAAACAUCAGCAAUGCCGAUCUUCCUGUCCACCUGAAUCAUCCACCUGCUGAGAAGCAAAAUACAAGGUCUCCAGGCCAGCCUACUUCAAAAGAAAGAGUGGGAAACGGUGUCUCUAAGCUGCGGAAAAGGAAACAUAUUGAUUCGAGUUCAACGCCUGAAAAACACCUGACUUUAUCAGUCAAUCAGUUAACUUCUUCAUGCUCCCCGUGUAUUCCACUUGUGCGUCUUCCAAUCGGUAUUCCAGAAACACCAUCUCCCUCAGUUAAGUCAUCAGAUGACAUCAUAGGUGAUUCUGAUGAUGACACAAUAGACAAUGUGAAGAGAAAGGUAUUCAAUCAGCAGUAUUGCAAAACAAAGAAUGGUACAUAUGUGCCCACUCUCCGGGAGUUCUGGAAUCCUGUGUUUUGUUUCCCAUUGUCUCCUGGAAGCAGACAUUGAUGCAGAAAUUCUUGCUUAAAUACUUUAAUGCUGCAGUUUUUGCUGUUAUAGACAGUACAAGUCUCAUAUUUUAUCAAGAGACAUAAGGUCCUUACUUUGUUUUAUGUUUGUAACCACAGAAACCUACCUGCUUUUUUAGGAAGUGUGCGCAUUUAUUAUUAAAAUAAUCUAAUUUUAUUUUUAAUCUAUGUAUCUUGAUCAUGUAGGAUUAUGUUGUUGUUGUUGUUAUGUAAAGAAAUAUAUUACAAUAAAGAAUUUUGUCCAGUGCUA
This is a messenger RNA of Megalobrama amblycephala (Wuchang bream), 2275 nucleotides long. It is a transcript of the gene tinf2, whose product is annotated as TERF1 (TRF1)-interacting nuclear factor 2. NCBI's taxonomy places the organism in Eukaryota, Metazoa, Chordata, Actinopteri, Cypriniformes, Xenocyprididae. Gene Ontology annotation, cellular component: shelterin complex. Gene Ontology annotation, molecular function: telomeric repeat DNA binding. Gene Ontology annotation, biological process: regulation of telomere maintenance via telomere lengthening; telomere capping. Bases 287 to 2005 code for a protein of 572 amino acids. The transcript has 10 exons. The record is from RefSeq and is a predicted model, not a curated record.